Messenger RNA from Debaryomyces hansenii CBS767, 567 nucleotides. Its product is annotated as gluconokinase. Gene Ontology annotation, cellular component: cytoplasm. The coding region runs from base 1 to 567 and encodes 188 amino acids. Lineage: Eukaryota; Fungi; Ascomycota; Pichiomycetes; Serinales; Debaryomycetaceae. Gene Ontology annotation, molecular function: gluconokinase activity. The transcript has a single exon. The record is from RefSeq and is a predicted model, not a curated record.
AUGACAACUACUCCAAAUACUGUGAUAGUCGUAGGUGGGCCAGCAGGUACUGGUAAAACUACAAUUGCAGAAUUGUUAGCAACCCACUUUCAGUGUCCAUUCAUAGAAGGUGAUGCACUUCACCCACCCCAAAACAUAUCCAAAAUGUCUGAGGGUAUACCAUUAACCGAUGAAGACAGGUGGGAUUGGCUCAAGGAACUUACUCGGGCUUCUGUUGGACAAUGCAUUGAUUCCACCAACAAGUCAAAUAUUGCAAUUGUUUCAUGCUCGAUUCUUAAAAAGAUAUAUCGUGAAUAUAUUAAACAAUGCUCUGGAGAAAGCCUGGCCGGUGAGAUUCAAUUCAAGUUUGUUUUCUUACACACUACGUUAGAACAUUUAUUCGAGAGAGUUCAAAAUAGACCGGGACACUUCAUGAAAUCUGAUAUGGUCAGUUCACAAUACUCCAUCAUGGAAAUUCCAUGCGAUGAUGAGUUGCUUGAAAACGGUGGAGAAGCAUUACCGGUUGACACAACUAAUAAGUCGCCACAAGAAAUAUAUAAAGAAGUUGUAUCGUCAUUAAAGUUAUGA